AUGCCCGCCCUCCUCGACGUACUCAUCAUCGGCGGCGGCCCGGCGGGCCUCAGCGCGGCGACGGCCCUCGCCCGGCAGCUCUACACGGCCGUCGUGUUCGACUCGGGCGUCUACCGCAACGCGCGAGCCACGCACAUGCACGCCGUGCCGACCUGGGACCAUCGCGACCCGGCCGACUUCCGCGCUGCCGCCCGCGCCGACCUCCUCGCUCGCUACGACACGAUUCGGUUCGAGCAGACGAGCGUCAGCGCUGUGCGCCGCACCGACGACGGCCGUUUCGAGGCCACGGACGCGAAUGGCAUCGCCUGGCGCGGCAGGAAACUCGUGCUGGCCACUGGGGUGCGGGACGUGUAUCCGGAUAUUCCUGGGUAUGACGACCUCUGGGGCCGGGGACUGUACCAUUGCCUGUUUUGCCACGGGUUCGAGGACCGCGGUUCGGCGUCUGUCGGCGUCUUAGCUGUCGGCGAUCUCGCAAAGGUAGGCCCCGCGCUUCAUGUGUCGCGCAUGGCGAAACGUCUGGCGAAGAAGGUCGUCAUCUACACGAACGGCUCCUCGGCGCUCUUGGACUCGCUCGCCACCGCGGUGGCCGAAGAUCCGGUCUUCGUUCUCGAUAACCGCCGUGUAGUCCGGCUCGAGAAGGGAGAGAACAGCUCGUCCAAGGCAAUUGUGCAUCUUGAAGACGGGACGGCCGCCUCGCAUGGCUUUGUUGUCCACAAGCCCAAGGGCGAAGUCAACGGCCCGUUCGUCCAACAGCUCGGUCUGGAACUGAACGAGGAAGGCGUCAUCAAAACCACUCAGCCUUUCUGCGAGACGACAGUCACGGGCGUAUUCGCGGCCGGCGACUGCGCUACACCCAUCACCAGUGUUGUCAACGCCAUGUCGAUGGGUGCGUUAGCAGGAGCGGGAAUCUGCGCGCAGCUGGGCGCCGAGAACACUGCGUAG
This is a messenger RNA of Thermothielavioides terrestris NRRL 8126, 942 nucleotides long. RefSeq lists its product as uncharacterized. Gene Ontology annotation, molecular function: oxidoreductase activity. The transcript has 3 exons. The record is from RefSeq and is a predicted model, not a curated record. Lineage: Eukaryota; Fungi; Ascomycota; Sordariomycetes; Sordariales; Chaetomiaceae. The coding region runs from base 1 to 942 and encodes 313 amino acids.